Messenger RNA from Lytechinus variegatus (green sea urchin), 1158 nucleotides. RefSeq lists its product as uncharacterized. NCBI's taxonomy places the organism in Eukaryota, Metazoa, Echinodermata, Echinoidea, Temnopleuroida, Toxopneustidae. The record is from RefSeq and is a predicted model, not a curated record. The coding region runs from base 164 to 1081 and encodes 305 amino acids. The transcript is spliced from 2 exons.
AAGAUCAGAACUUUCGCCAAUCGGUCAUCAAAACGUCUGCUACAAAAAACAACUCUUCAACAUAGAAGCAAUUUUUGCCAACACUGGAUUGAAAAUAUUCUCGAAACACCGAAGCGGAUGGAUAGGUCGACCUCCUUCACUUCUGCUGAUCUUACCAACCUUCAUGCAGAUGAUUCUAGCUUUAGCCAUCCUUCUUCAAGGAUGUCCGAUUCACGUAGCAGGCAGCGAUGUCACUGAAGAGGUAACCUUAAUCGCAGGUAGCCGGGGCGUAGUCCAAUUCCAUAUAUCUCGUUCCCUCAGUGACACAUUCCAGGGUGUUCCAUACUACGUCAUUCGAUUUGAAUCACAGCAUCGUCCAUUCUGCAUUGAUGGGGUACCUGAUGUCGAAGGCUUUAAAAAUCAGAACCAGUUAUCCAGAUUCACUACCAACGUCGUAGACUUAGACACCUCUCUUUGCGUCAAUUUGAUUAUAGAUAACGUUGAGACAGUAGAUCAGGAUGGGUACAUAUUGAAAGUCAUCUUCUUCCUCAGUCCGGAGGACGUUCGGUAUGGAACUGUGAAGAAGAACAUUGUUGUUCAAAUUCCACAUGGGCCUGCGAAAUGCUUCAUUACUGUAAAUGAUGAAGAUGAAGAUGAAUUUCCAUAUGAAGUGCAUUGUCGAGCUUCCUCUGGUAGUGCGGCAACUUCACUAUCAUGUUUCCAGAAUGGUCAGAAGUUGCACUCCAGGAACGGUAUUGAGGACAAUGGUCAACUUACAAGAGGAAUAUUCUCCCUAAAAUUAAUAAAUAGAUUCGCUUGCUGUUCGCAUGUAGUUACAUCAGUUGUUAGUGGUGAAACAUGCAUUCACUUUGAUUGGCCACCUCGCAAGCCUUUCGUAGAUACUACAACACGAAUCGCUAGUACUCUACCUAAAUCUGUAAAUACCACCAGCGAAAGUCCUCUCAAUGUUGCAACCAGCACCACUACCCAAAUGAAAUACGCUGCUGAUUCUGCAGCUAGAAGGCCAUUCAUUUACCAAUCUCCUUUGUAUAUGUCAUUAUGGUCAUUCUUUUCCAUGUAUGCUCUAAGCGUUGUAUACUAGACGUAGAACAUGUAGAAUCUGAUAGGAAACUUAACUUCCGAAAUCGUUCCCACAACAUAAUUCUGUCAAGAUGUGUG